AUGCUCUCUGGUCUAGAAACCGCCUUUUUGGCGAAUCGCGAUGCUGCCGAUAUUGUAGCAGGCCUUCGCCGAUUGGGUCUCUCGGCCAAGGGUGGCCCUAUUCGCAACAUCACUGCGUAUUGGAACAGCCGCGAUGCACAGGGGCUGCAGGCCUAUUUAACCGCCCUGAAAAAUCAAGGCAUCGAUAAUGUCGACACCUCGUUCCUGCAAGGCGACGAAUGCACGGUCAAGGCAAUGACAGGAAGGCGACCUCUCACACCCGUGGACAUGUUCCUUAGGAUCAUCGAUGGGAACAAGUCGCCGGUAGUCCUGAUCAUCUCGAACAAUCCUUCAAUGCAGUAUCCUAUAGCGCAGCUCACAAACCGCAUGCACAAGGCACAACUUAUUGGCACUGGUCAACUGGAGGCCGCCAUCGAACGGGCGGUUGCUUUGAACCAGGCUGCCAUGGCAGAGCAAGGCACCCAUGGGCAUGAGAGUAGCCUCAACGACGAAGCUAAAUACAAUCAGAAUGAAACAGGGGGUCCUGCAGGUCCCAGCAACCUUACGGAUCCUCACAACGCGGGAUCCAGCCCGGUGACACCUACGGGGUCAACACAGAACGAAAGCAGCUUCGCUAGUGGAAGCAUUACAUACCCCCAGCCACGACAGCGCUUCCAAAGCGCACACCCUUGCUUUGCACCCCUCAUCCAUGUCCUGGCCCUCGCCAGCGAUCAAGGAGACCCCAAGGUUCUCAAACCGAGACUGGGAAACUUAUUGAUGCAACAGUCACAUUCCGUAUACACCGACGCAGGGGUUAACACUUUCAAGAAGUACAUCGAGUUGGCGGAGAAGCGUGGCAUCAUCGAAACGGGAGGGGGAGGUGUGGGAGCUUGGGUUGCUUUGAAGGGCGAGCUGGACGAGGAGAAUGGUCUGCCUGAGGCUUGA
Molecule: messenger RNA, 924 nt
Organism: Coprinopsis cinerea okayama7#130
Lineage: Eukaryota; Fungi; Basidiomycota; Agaricomycetes; Agaricales; Psathyrellaceae
Exons: 4
Coding region: 1-924 (307 amino acids)
Source: RefSeq, a predicted model, not a curated record